Messenger RNA from Saccostrea cuccullata (small rock oyster), 1835 nucleotides. RefSeq lists its product as uncharacterized. The record is from RefSeq and is a predicted model, not a curated record. Lineage: Eukaryota; Metazoa; Mollusca; Bivalvia; Ostreida; Ostreidae. Gene Ontology annotation, molecular function: diaminopimelate decarboxylase activity. The coding region runs from base 190 to 1698 and encodes 502 amino acids. The transcript is spliced from 10 exons.
UAUGUAUUGUUUGGUGCAUGAGAUGUAAGAUAAGAGCUUUGUACAUUUUUACAAGUGGACAUGACCUAUACAAACAAUUGGAGACCUUAGCUAAAACUUCUAACAUAGUUCAUGGAAUUGUGCUACUAGUUUUUUUCCGGCUGCAUGAUACAUAUGCACUUGCAUGAAAAGGUAAAACACUGAGGACCAAUGGAGGACAUUCUCAAAAAUCCAAAGAAUUAUAAAAUCAACGAGGGAUUCCGUUAUGUCGAAGAUAAUCUAUAUUGUGAGGAAAUCCGUGUUUGUGAUUUAUUAGAUUCUGAAGUCUCCGGACAAACCAUUACAUCACCAGUUUAUGUCUACAGCAAACGACAGAUCGAAACCAACAUCAACAAUUACAAAACAGCAAUACAGAAAUCGGGACGCAACAUGCAGCUUAAUUACGCCGUGAAAGCCAACAUGAACCCCUCUAUUCUAAAGCUGAUGAAGAAACACGGUGUGUCUUUAACACUAGUGAGUGGUUCCGAGCUCCGCCUAGCGUUAACACUUGGAUUCGAACCGGGAACUCUUGUAUUGAACGGUAACGGGAAGCUUGAUUGGGAGGUGGAUCUUGCGUGUAAAUGUGGCGUCCUUAUUAAUGUGGACAGUCUGUUUAAUCUGAGGCAGAUCAUACGAGUGUGUCAGGCGGGGGGAUAUGUGGCCCAUGUGUUAUUCCGAAUUAAUCCAGAUAUUGACCCGGACGUUCAUUCAUAUUUAUCAACGGGACAAAGUGGCUGCAAAUUCGGAAUAACGAAUGAAGAGCUAGACAGCGUGAUACAGAUGGCGUGGGAAUCAGAGAGAAUUCGAGUUCUUGGGCUUCACUGUCACAUUGGCUCUACCGUUCACGAUGUCGAAAACUUCAGAAAAAGCACUCGUAUACUUGUGGAUUUGUUUGAAAAAUUAAGAAACCGGUUUCGUGAUAUGAAGAUUUUGAAUUUAGGCGGAGGAUUAGCUGUUCCGUAUAAAGAACAGAUUUUGGUACCAGAAAAGAUUAAGCAUGAGCUCCAUGUUGAAUUUGACAGUUGUGAGGAUCCAAAUAAAUUGAAAUUAUAUGAAGAUCUUAUCAACAACAGAGUUACUCUUCCCACAUUUCUCAGUACGCUUCAAACAUAUCCCGGAGGCGAGACGACAGUAUCAAAAUUACGACAGCAACUGCACAAAGAAAUGCUUGCACCAAAACCAGAUGAUCUGGUUAAUUCUGUCUGUGAUAUUUUGCCAACUGAUACCAUUGCUAUUCUAGAACCCGGUCGUUCAAUGGGUGUCAAUUCCCCCAUUCUUUUGUCACGUGUUCUAGGAACAAAAAUAUCAACACAGAAAAAUUACAUCGUAAUCGAUGGAUCAAUGACAGAGGUAAUUCGGCCGUGUUUAUAUGACGCUUACCAUCACAUUGAAUUAGCAGAACCCAGCCAAGUGAAAGCUUGUAACCAGUCAGUGUUAGAUUGGGACAUUGUUGGUCCAGUGUGUGAAAGCGCCGAUUUCCUUGGAAAGGGUCGUAAGAUGGUAACGCCACAUGAAGGUUGUGGCAUCGCAGUUUUUGACACCGGAGCAUACUGUAGCAGCAUGUCCUCAAAUUACAAUAUGCGGGUUCGACCAGCAGAACUACUUGUAGAUGGGGAUAAAGUUGAAAUCAUUCGAAAAUGUGAAACUUUUGAAAAUAUGAUGAACUGUUAUAAUGUGUAGAACUAGUCUAAAUUGUAAUGUACAUAUUUACUGCUUUUUGUGAAGAAUAAAAUGCACGGGCAAAAACUGUGUUAGUUUAAUCUUAAAUUCGUUUAAGAGUUGUUGUCCUUGACGUUACUAUUCCUUUAAACUAUGCC